Messenger RNA from Hypanus sabinus (Atlantic stingray), 1311 nucleotides. Its product is annotated as high affinity cGMP-specific 3',5'-cyclic phosphodiesterase 9A-like. Gene Ontology annotation, biological process: cGMP catabolic process. Bases 119 to 1219 code for a protein of 366 amino acids. The record is from RefSeq and is a predicted model, not a curated record. Gene Ontology annotation, molecular function: 3',5'-cyclic-GMP phosphodiesterase activity. Lineage: Eukaryota; Metazoa; Chordata; Chondrichthyes; Myliobatiformes; Dasyatidae. The transcript is spliced from 12 exons.
AAACGAUCUGUGUGGACAGAAUGUAACAUCACUGUACCUCGGCACUUGUGACAAUAACAAGCUGAUUUAUUGAUUUCACUCACAGACAGAGAGGUCCUCCUACAGAAAUUCUGCACUGAUGUCACCGUCCAGCUCUCCAGUGGAGAGCGGGAGGAGAGCCGAGAUCGCCAAGUGUCAGGGGGAGAUCGAGAGGCUGCGGGAAGAGCUUGCCAAGAGAUCCCUCUGGAUUUGUGACUCCCCGUGUCCCCCUGCCAGCAGAAGGCUCACCCCUCGCCGUGAUGUUCCCUCAUAUCCCAAGUACACCCUCUCUCCAGAGACCAUCGAGGCACUGAAGAAGCCAACCUUCGACAUCCGGCAGUGGGCUCCCAAUGAGAUGCUGAGUUGUAUCGAGUACAUGUUCCACAGUCUGGGCCUGGUCAACCAGUUUAACAUCAAUGCCAUCACUCUGAAGCGAUGGCUGCUGAGCGUCCAGGAGAACUACAGGGAGAAUCCGUUCCACAACUUCCGCCACUCCUUCUGCGUCACCCAGAUGAUGCAUGGCAUGAUCCAACUGUGUGGGCUGCAGGCCCGGCUGAAACCCAUCGAGAUCUUGAUCCUGAUGACCUCCGCUGUCUGCCAUGACCUGGAUCACCCCGGGCUCAACAACACCUAUAGGAAGGAUAUCAUGAAGCUGGAGAAGAUGGAGGAAAGUUCUGCUCGAGAACAUCUUCCCAACAACACGGUGACCAACACUGAUGGGAUGAUGGAGCUGAUCUUGGCCACAGACAUGGCGAGACACGGGGACAUCAUGGAUGCGUUUGCACAAUGCCUCAACGUGUUCGACGACCAGAACCAGGAACACGUCCGACUGCUGGAACAAGUACUGAUCAAAUGCUGUGACACCUCCAACGAGGUGCGGCCCACCCAGGUCUCUGAGCCCUGGCUCGACUGUUUGUUACAGGAGUACUUCAUGCAGGGAGACCGGGAGAAGUCGGAGGGUUUACCAGUGUCGCCCUUCAUGGACCGGGACCGGGUGUGGAAAUCUCACACACAGAGAGCAUUCAUCACUUCCACCCUCAUGCCCAUGCUCGAGUCCUUGACCAAGCUCUUCCCCCAGCUGGAGGAGGUGAUGCUGCAACCCCUCAGGCUGGCGAGGGAUCGUUACCAGCAGCUCGGAGAGGGGGAGAUGGCGAGACUGGAGGUGCCCUCGGAGCCCACCGUGGCAUCAGUCUCCAUCUGACGGGACAGUGGCAUUUUCCUCUCUUGGGGGUGGGGGUGGGUUGGAGGUUUGGGUAAGGGGGAUGGGAUAGAGAUGGGCAGAGCACACUCUCU